Molecule: messenger RNA, 915 nt
Organism: Candoia aspera
Lineage: Eukaryota; Metazoa; Chordata; Lepidosauria; Squamata; Candoiidae
Product: olfactory receptor 14C36-like
Exons: 1
Coding region: 1-915 (304 amino acids)
Biological process (GO): G protein-coupled receptor signaling pathway
Cellular component (GO): membrane
Molecular function (GO): G protein-coupled receptor activity; odorant binding; olfactory receptor activity
Source: RefSeq, a predicted model, not a curated record
AUGGAUAAUGAAACCACAGUGCCUUACUUUCUGCUCCUGGAAUUCUCAAAAGAUCGGCAUCUGCAACUUCUACAUUUCUACUUAUUCUUCAUAUUAUACCUGGCAACUGCAACCGCAAAUCUUCUCAUCAUCUCUGUAGUGGCUUUUGACCAUCGACUGCGUAGGCCCAUGUACUUCUUUCUAAUGAAUCUGGCGGUGCAGGACCUGGGCAUUGUUUCAGUCAUUGUCCCCAAAUCCAUGAUAAAUUCCCUCAUGGACACCAGACGCAUCUCUUACUUUGGUUGUAUUGCUCAAGUCUUUAUCUUUGUCUGCUUUGAAGCUUCUGAUUUAUCCCUCCUGACAGUCAUGGCCUAUGAUCGAUAUGUUGCCAUUUGCAAUCCACUGCACUAUGAGAUGGUAAUGAAUUGGAAAGCCUGCAACAAAAUAGUGAUUCUGGUGUGGGUCACAAGUCUUAUAUAUGGAAUGUUGCACACCACUGGUUCCUUUUCCACCCCUUUCUGUUCUAAUGCUAUCAACCAGUUUUUCUGUGAAAUUCCACAAUUGCUAAAGCUAUCCUGCUCUGGAGUCAGUCUGACUGAACUAGUAGUUAUAUUGGCCAGUGUCACUGCAACAUUAGGUUGCUUUAUAUUUAUCACUGCCUCUUACAUCAUGAUCUGCAAGGCAGUUUUGAGAAUCCCUUCUGUGAAAGGAAGGCAGAAGACCUUUUCCACGUGUCUUCCCCACCUUAUAGUCUUUUCUAUGUUUUUGGUACCUGCAUGCUUGGCAUAUCUGAGACCGCCCUCUAACACCCCAACUUACUUAGAUUUUGCAUUAACUGCCCUAUAUUCUUUACUUCCACCCCUGUUCAAUCCAAUCAUCUAUAGCAUAAGAAAUAAGAAUAUCAAAUUUGUCCUGUCUAAAUUGUGGAGAUUCUGA